Messenger RNA from Zophobas morio, 4243 nucleotides. RefSeq names its product AP2-associated protein kinase 1. Gene Ontology annotation, molecular function: protein kinase activity; ATP binding. The transcript has 10 exons. The record is from RefSeq and is a predicted model, not a curated record. Bases 235 to 3771 code for a protein of 1178 amino acids. Gene Ontology annotation, biological process: protein phosphorylation. Lineage: Eukaryota; Metazoa; Arthropoda; Insecta; Coleoptera; Tenebrionidae.
CAUCGACUGUCAAUUGUCGUGUCAGUUGUCAGACUAACGUCAUUUUCUUAAACGUCACUAACACUACUAUGCGGACAAUUAUUUUAAUCAAUUAAUAAAAAUAGUUUAUUUCAUAAAGUAAUAAAUUGGAAGUAAAUUGCGUGAACCGUGUCGAACCGUUAAAUUGAUGAGGUGUAAACAUUCAUUAAGAAGAAAACUCAAUGUGUCAUAAUUUCCAAUUAAGUGUCAAUCACAAUGAAAAAACUCUUUUCUAAAAUCGAAACUAAAAUAGAAACCACUUCGAGGGAAGUAAAUAAUUAUGUAGGUAAAGUCUUCACGGUGGGGCGUCAGACGGUAACGGUGGAGGACAUUCUGGCAGAAGGUGGUUUUGCAAUAGUAUACUUAGUCAGGAGCAAUAAUGGGACACGCUACGCACUCAAACGCAUGUACGUCAAUAACGAACAAGAUCUCAAUGUUGCGAAACGUGAAAUUCAAAUAGCCAGCAGUCUCAGUGGCCACAAGAACAUCAUCGGCUACGUGGACUCCAGUCUGACGGCGACAGGGGGCGGCGUGUACGAAGUCCUGUUGCUCAUGCCUUAUUGUCAAGAAAACGUCUUUGGUCUUAUGAAGCAGCGUGGCAAAGCGAAUUUUACGGAACACGAAGUUCUGACUAUUUUCUGUGAUACAUGUGAGGCCGUGUCACGAUUACAUCAUUGCAAAACUCCAAUAAUUCAUCGUGAUUUAAAGGUAGAAAAUAUUUUGGUAGGCGAAAAUGGUAACUACGUGAUAUGUGAUUUUGGGUCAGCCACAGCGAAGGUGUUGAACCCCGCCGACAAGGGGGUCGCUUGCGUCGAAGAAGAGAUCAAAAAAUACACGACUUUGAGCUACAGGUCUCCGGAAAUGGUGGACAUGUACUGUGGCAAACCGAUAACUACGAAAGCUGAUAUUUGGGCCCUUGGCUGUUUAUUGUAUAGGUUAUGCUUUUUUACUUUGCCGUUUGGGGAGAGUACGCUCGCGAUUCAGAGCGGAAAUUUUAGUAUUCCUGAUAAUUCGAAGUAUUCGAAGGGUUUGCACCAGCUGAUGCGUUAUAUGUUGGAGCCAGAUCCUGAUAAGAGGCCCGACAUUUUUCAAGUCAGUUGCGUCGCAUUCCAGUUGCUGUCGAAGGAUAAUCCUGUGAAGAACCUAAUGAAGUCGCCACUCCCCACCCUGGACGAGCUCCCCGUGCCGCCCUUCGAGUCCGAGCUCAAGAAGGCCCAAGUCAAGGUGUACAACAAGGCGCCCGCAGCCCCCGUGGUCGAAGGCACCAGUGUGAUGCCCCGCCAGCGGCCCAAAGGCAGCUCGACGACCCCUCUCAACCUGAACAACAUCCCUCUGACCCUCAGCCCCAGCCCCACAACUAGUAAGAAAUCCCAGAGUCCCGUAGCCCAACCUAAUUUCCAGAGCAACGUCACGUACCCUUCCGGUUUUCAGAGCGCCGCGACCGCGGCGCCAGACUACCAGCCGUCGUUUUUCCCGCCUACCAAUCCAGAGCCGGCCAACAAGCAACAGCUAGAUUCCCUGUUCCAGUCUUCCAUUUAUCCUGAUCCGUUCCGAGAUGACGGCGCCGCGGAGUCACCCACGAACGCGGGCGCCGGCGACGGUGCUAACGGGAACAAGCAGGAGGGAUUCGCGGUGCAGGGGGCGGCGGCGGCGGCGGCUGUGAUUUCGCCGGUGUCGCCGGAGAAUCCGCUGUUCGGGUCGGGGAAUCUGAGCCAGAUGGGCGGCCAGCCGACGGGGAUGACGGAGUCGAGUAACUACGUGGGGGCCACGAUGACGCCGCCGUCUACGCCUACGUUGGCGGUGCCGAAGGGGCAUCGGCGGAAUAUGAGCGACACGACGGCUUUUAACAAAGUGUACGCGUCCGAGACGUCCCAGUUCCUCGCCCCGUACGAGUCCUCCAUGAAGUCGCGCAGCAGCGACUCGCCGGUGCAGGAAGUGACGGCCCGCGGGCCCAUGGUGCCCCCCGGGGUGUCGGCGUCCACCGCCGACGUCAACCACCCCAUCGCCCCGGACAGCAGGUCGCUGUCUGCGGACGUGGCCGACUGGAAUCCGUUCGAGGAGCCCCCGUUCAGCCAGAUGACGGAGGACCACAUCUUCGGGGAGGAGUUCGACAAGAUCCGGAGGGGGAGCCAGAGUAGUAUUCAAGGUGUCAAGUCUAGGGAAAGUCUGGUUAUGUCUGUGUCUGAAGAUCCGUUCGGCUGUGCUCCGUUCAGUCUUCCAGUUAGGUCACGUGAUCGAGUUAACAAGACUCACCUUCAGUUCUCAGUUCUGCCGGUUUACAAGCAAAAAAUCAAAGAAGACGACGAAGCCUUCCCCUACUCCCCCCAGCACCAGCAGACCUCGUCGGAGGGCGAAGCGCCCCUCAUCAAGUCCGACGGCGAGCCCGAGGUCAUGUCGCCGCCGUACGUCAAGGCGCCCCUGGAGGACCGCUCCAAGUACGAGAAGCUCACCCAGAGCAACUACGUCAGCUCGGAGAGCAGCGACGACGACAAGACGAAGAAGAAGCGCAAGAUCACCAUCCCGGAGAAGCUCCAGUCGGUGUACAAGACCGUGGAGCUCCCGAUCAAGUUCCGCGCCGAAAAGAAGAAGCGCAGGCGCGCCGCCGACUCGGUGGACAUCGACUCCGACGACUCCAUCGGCUCGGCGAGCGACCUGCGGGUGGACGAGGAGCACGAGCACGCCAAGGGGGACGCCGUCAGCGAGACGGUGAGCGAGAGCAUCAAGACGUGCGGCUCGUCGGCGUACCACGCGGAGUGCGAGAGCAUGGCGACGCACGAGGACGACGCCUCGAGCAGGAUGAUCCGGGCGAAGCUGCGCGAGGAGGCGAAGAAGAACGCCAUCCAGGACGAGGACAUGCUGUUCGGGCACAAAUACGGCGAGAAGCCGCUGUUAUUGGACGACGAGCUGGACUCGGACUGCGAGGUGAAGGUGAAGUUCAACCAAUGGAAGCGGGUGAGCAAGGAGACGGAUUUGUGGAUACCGCCGUCGAGCAGCUUCGAGGACGACAACGACGUGUUCGCGAUGGCGCCGUUCAGCAAGCCGCGCCCGAAAGAGGAGGAGCCGGAGGCGGAGCUUAGCGACAAGACGAACUUGAACCCGUUUUUAGACUCGGACUUCGACCAGCAAACGAACUACGCCACGGUCACCGUCAACUCCAACUUCAUCAACAUCGAAAUUCCGUCAGACGCGAAGGACGAGUUCUUCAACGUGACGAGGUUCGAGUCGAACUUCGCCGAAGUGGAGCCGUACUUCAACGAUACCAAAGAGGUGAUUUACGAGAACGUGAACAUCGAGGAGAAACCCCAGACGAACUAUUUAUUCCCCGAGAACGAUUUCCAGAUGUUCGGGUUUCCGACUGCUUCCAACCCAGACUUUAAUAGUUACAGUCUGGACAGGAAAGGUAAAGUGGAGUCGGCGGACGUGGUGUACAAGUCCAAGAAAGACAAGAAGAAGGACGGGAAGUCUAAGUAUCACUUGAUCGACGAGAGCGUCUCCGACGAGAGUCCGAGUAUCAACUUUCCGAGGAAUACGAAGAUCGUGAAGCCCGCUUCGUACAAGAAAGCAACCGGGAAGAUUAAAGCUGUGAAAAAUAAGGCGAAACAAGUGGGUUUUAGUAACAUGAGCUUCGAGGAUUUUUCUUCCGACGAUCGCGAGGAGGUCGAACAUGCUGUGAUGCCGUUUGAGGUGCUCCGGAGUCCGGAGCAGGAGGAUAAGAGGUUUGGGGGUAAGAGGAUAGGAAAUCCGUUUUCUUGAGGGUCGAAGUCGAAAUCGGCGUACGAAAUUAUUUAAGUGAGAGGGUUUUCUGAACUUUUAAUUCUCGGUUUAUCUAUUUAUUGUGUUAUUUGUGUUGUGCGGUUGGCACCACCGGUGAUUUGUUACCAACCUUGUGUUUACCGUGGUUGUUAGAAAGGCAGCUCCUGGUCAGCUAUAUAUAAAAGAAUGAUUUUUUUCUGGUGAAAAGACUGGUUAAAGGCACUUCGUCGAGAUUAGUAACCUAGAGUGAGUCCCUUAAGGCUGAGAACAUAAGUCGCGUCAAAUAGGUGCCUUGUAAGAAUCAAAAUUUGCAAAUUACAAAACUAGCAAUCCGUUGAUAAUAAGCCAAAGUUUAACAACACCGUAUUUCCUACAUAUAGCGAGUCAAUUAUAACGCUUUUAUUGUGACAUGUAGGUUUGUUUUGUAGCGUAAGAGAGGAACUAGUUGAUGUUAAAAAGAGUAUUUAUUUAU